UUCAUCCUGCCGGGAGUACUAUACACACCGGUGAAGGGAGUGACGUAGCAGUGAUCGUUUGGCAGUGAAAGAUUUUGCAGGGAUAUAUACAGUUUCCUGAUCAAAAGUGGAUUGUGACACUAUUACAAACGACAAUUAAGAGAGAAGCAUGGCUAACAUUGCAGAUAUCGAAGAAAUAGUACAGACAUGGGCUUGGACAGCUUUUCAAAAGACCAGAUCAAAAGACGUCAGUAAAUUAAAACUCGAAGAUGUGAAACUUGACGUAAAUUGGUCACGAGUGCGAUUCUUCAGAAGCGAGCCCGAAUUUUCGGACGGACAAAUGGUAGAACUACCCAAUUCACAGAUUGUUUUCACUUCAACGUUUAUCAAUAACACCGAGCAGGACCAAGAGCAUUCCUUCAAGACAGAACGUACCACGACUUCUGUUAGCACGGUAACAGUUUCAAAAGGCUACAGUAAGGGGUUUAACCUCGAGCUCAAACUGGCACUUCCGGAGGAAGUGGCUGCAGUGACGGCGGGAUUUGGGCGGGAAGUAAAUAUGGAUAACACUGAGGAGAGUGCCCACGAGGAAUCGAUCACGUGGGCUGUCGAUAGCACCGUCAAAGUGCCAAGAAAAACCACGACAACGGCAGAAAUGGUCGUGAAAGAAAAACAAUUCAAUUCUAACUAUAGAAUGCCGGUGAAAAUUCGAGGAACUGUGAUAGUUGCUGUACUGAAUUUAAAGGAUAAUAAUUCUUUUGUACAGUCUGUAGAGGGAGAUUUCUCGGUUAUCAUGGGGGACGAACUUAAACGGGCAAGAAGUGGGUACCAAGUCGAAAACAAAACCGUCACCUUCCUUGUGGAGGGUUCUUGUAAGUUCAGGUUUGGCGUGGAACAAAGAGUACAACUCAAAGAAAAGCCAACUGAAGACUGAAUGUGUUACUUUAAGGACCUUUUAUACAACAUGUGACGUUAUUUGGCCUCAAGCUGUUUAUGUGGGGUUUUCACUCUUCUCGGAGAAAGGGUGCUGUCUAUGCAGCCUCGUUGGAUAAAUAUAUCUUGUCACUAUAGGUGGCGCAUUGUGAUUGACAAUUUCGAGGCGCCGACUGGUGAGUAUAAGGACUAUGAAUCCUACCACGGUAGACUGCUCAAUAACUUUAUUUUUUUGGCACACAAAAGUUUAAUAGAAUAUGUCCAUUCCAAUUCGAAAAAUAAGUAUCAUGAUUCAAGACAGCUCCAACUACUUCACCAGAAUGUAGGGCAGAUCAUUUCGAGUAUGCUAACAUAUAUAAAAGGUUGCUUGUGGAAAUUGUGUAUAACGUUUUAAUGGACGCUUAUUUGCUUGUGAUUUGUUUAAAGACUAUUAAUCUUUGGUACUCGGGUUGCUAGCGCAACAUUCAAUGAAUGGAUUCUGGAGUAAAGUUGGCAAGAUGAUUUGCUAUGUAUUUGUUCAGUCUGACCAGAGACGUAUAAAACUAGAAGUAUAAUUAUCUCUGGUUUUACAAAUAUGUUGAACCAUUGUCAAAAUAUUACAUUCGCAAAUCUCAUUGAAAUUUUCAUGUGUUAUGAAUAUGCUUGUAAGCCUAUAUAUACUAGAAAAGUGUAGUUAUGAGCAAAUUGUUUUAGCAUAUUGAUAUUUUAUAUUUAGCUUUACAUAAUAUAGCAUUUAACAUAUUAAUUUUAUAAUAAAAUAAUGAAUACAUUUCCUUCUUCUAUGGU
Messenger RNA from Mizuhopecten yessoensis (Yesso scallop), 1698 nucleotides. RefSeq lists its product as uncharacterized. The transcript is spliced from 2 exons. The record is from RefSeq and is a predicted model, not a curated record. The coding region runs from base 149 to 913 and encodes 254 amino acids. Lineage: Eukaryota; Metazoa; Mollusca; Bivalvia; Pectinida; Pectinidae.